Messenger RNA from Hibiscus syriacus, 402 nucleotides. Its product is annotated as serine/arginine-rich splicing factor SC35-like. The transcript has a single exon. Lineage: Eukaryota; Viridiplantae; Streptophyta; Magnoliopsida; Malvales; Malvaceae. The coding region runs from base 1 to 402 and encodes 133 amino acids. The record is from RefSeq and is a predicted model, not a curated record. Gene Ontology annotation, molecular function: RNA binding.
AUGGCGAGUAAGGUGAAGUGUGUGCUUGAGAGAAACUGCUUUACGGUGAUCGUUUUUAAUAUUCCUGAUCUUCUUCAUCAUCAAGGACUUUGGUUAUUAUUUGAUGUUUACGGCGAGGUGGUAGAUUCUUUCAUACCUAACAAAAGAAGUAAGGGAGGAAGUAGGUUCGGUUUUGUUCGUUUUUUCAGAUUGGAGGAUGCGAGGAAGGCUAUAAAAUGUGCUGAUAGAACUAGGAUUCAAGGUAUUGAAGUUCGAGUUUUUAUGGCGAGAUUUAAACCUCGUGAUUCUUACUGGAGAAAGAAGAUCUCGGGGCCAAACCUAGCUGUGGUCAAGAGUAGAGUGGAGGAAGAUUGUCGUUCGAGGUUUCCAUUGGUGGUGUUGUUGAUGAGGAUAAGCUUCUAA